Molecule: messenger RNA, 593 nt
Organism: Mycena citricolor
Lineage: Eukaryota; Fungi; Basidiomycota; Agaricomycetes; Agaricales; Mycenaceae
Source: the annotation of a GenBank genome assembly
CAGUUCACGGCGGACUAUUACGGGAUCGUCAUGGGCACGAGUCACGAGGAGCCGAUGAUGCGCUCGAUUCCUGUCGAAUGGGGACUCUUUGGGAAUGGUCCGUGGGACUACAACGUGAAUGCGGCUGCCAUCCACGACUUUUGGGUUGCUGGCGCAAAACGCGCUGCAAAGUUCGAAAACAUGUGGACAGUCGGGAUGAGGGGCAACGGGGAUGAGCCCAUCGUUGGCUCUGGUCCAGUGGACCUUCUGGAGAAGAUCUACGCCGACCAAAAGCAGAUCCUGGCCGACACGCUGAACGGCACGAUCGAGAGCAUCCCGCAAGUCUGGGCUAUGUACAAAGAGGUCGAAGGUUAUUACGAUCAGGGACUCCAGGUGCCGGACUACAUCACUAUUCUGUGGACCGACGAUAACUGGGGAAAUGUGCGGCGAUACCCGCUCCCCUCCGAACGGAACAGAACUGGUGGGGCCGGUGUUUACUAUCAUAUUGACUAUGUUGGAGACCCACGCGACUACAAAUGGAUAGCGAGUUCCCAGAUCUCCAAGAUCUACGAACAAAUGUCCAUCGCCAUCGACCGCCAGGCGACCCAAAUCUG